Hypanus sabinus (Atlantic stingray) is the source of this 8792-nucleotide messenger RNA. Its product is annotated as NACHT, LRR and PYD domains-containing protein 3-like. The transcript is spliced from 10 exons. Gene Ontology annotation, molecular function: protein binding. Gene Ontology annotation, cellular component: cytoplasm. NCBI's taxonomy places the organism in Eukaryota, Metazoa, Chordata, Chondrichthyes, Myliobatiformes, Dasyatidae. Bases 4146 to 6830 code for a protein of 894 amino acids. The record is from RefSeq and is a predicted model, not a curated record.
GUGUUGAUCAGGCUUUCUAUUUGGGGAAAAUAACUGGUUUAAGCCUGAUUGUCCUGGCGUGGAUGUUACAGAUUCACAAUUCCUUUAAGGCAACACCAGAGUCUUCAAGCGAGUUUUGGGCAUAUAUUGACAUUUCUAUCUCACGCAGCCUAUUAAGAAGAAGGGUUAGGAUAUUAAUGCUAAAGUUGUAAACGACACCGUGAUUCCAAAGUAUGCAGAAUUGUGUGCAGUUAUGGUCAGCUACUUGGUGGAAAGAUAUCGAUAAACGUGAAAGAGUGCAAGGAAAAUUACACGGACAUUGCUGGUAUUUAAGGAAAUAAUUAUAGUGGUAGGUUGAACAGGUUAGAACAGGGGAAUGAUGGGGUAUAUACAGCUACAAGUAAAGGAAGGAACCAUGGACCCUAGGUUGGGAACCCCUGCUAGCGAUAUAGAAAUCUAUGAUGGUACAAAUAGGGUGAAUGCAGGUAGGCAUUUUCCCCUCAGGUUGGGUAAGAUCAUGGAUUUAGGGGAAACAAUGACACAUUUAAGGGGAAUCUGAGAGGAAACUACUUCACUCAGAGGGCGGUGCGAAUGCGGAAGCAGUUCCCAGCAGAAGUGAGAGAUGAAGGUUCAAUUGUGGUUUUUGAGAGAUGGUUGGGUAGAGGGAGGUAUAGAGGGCUGUGGUCUGGGUGCAGGGGGAUGGGACCACACCGAACAUGGCACGGGGUGAAUGGGCUAACAGUCCUGUGUCUGUGCUCUAAGGGCUCUGUGAAUCUCAAUUGAAACUUCUACACAUGAACCACAUUUGUUGCAGACAGGUGGUAUCCAACAUUGUGUUUUUAUUUUGGACGAGAGUCUGCACUGCUCAGAGCUCUGUAGAGCUGGAACUACCAGGAAAUUUACUGAAUGCACCUCGACAAGGUAAAUACAACAGCUGAAAUUUUAGUUUCACCGUUACAAAAUGGCAGAAUGUUCUGUUCAUCUUUGCCAUAAUGAAACUCAGAACAUGUCGCAUUGAAUGUGUUAUUUCCUUUUUCGGUUAUCUUUGCGAGCUACUUCCUCCUUUGCCAGGGCAACAGCUCACCAGAGCUGCAAGAAGAGCUGAACAUGUUUAUCGCUGUCUGGUUUCUGAAUCUCAGCGGAGAGAGAGUGGCUUUGAGCAUUCACUGUGCGGGAUGGAUGAUGUAUGUGCUGGAAUGAAGAAACAACUAAUGAUUGUAGGGAUUGCAUCUAUGCAAUUCUAUUCUGUGUGUCAAACAUCUUGCAGUCAGUCAGUGUUUUGUGCAUCAAAAGAACAAAAAUAAAUCUCAUGUACUGUGCUUCCAGUGCUAUAUUUUCAAUUUGAUAUUUAAAACAUUUAGUUCCUGUUAUACGCCGGGAAAAGUGGCUGCUAAUUGACCUGGGCUACACCGCCCUCAACAAUAAAAUAAUGAACAAAUAUGCUCAAUCUAACUGUCGAGACAAGUUGAAAUGUAUCAGCGCCCUCUUUAGGACCCAAUAUCCAUGUUUCUCCGUCCAGACAAAGGAUCAUCAGGCUCCAGUUCUGUCAUGGGUUGGUGUUGGAGUGUAAGUUUUUGAACUGGGAUUAGCUGAGACACUGCCGCAUAUAACCGGCAGCAAAGAGCCCUGAGAGAGUUGGUGCCUGAGAUACAAUCUAGGGAUGGGGUCUCCAGGAAUAUGGAAAUUGUGGUGUUUGGGCUUUGGUCCACGUUGGUGCUUUUAUAGAUGCGGCUGGGUGUUCCUCCUUCCGCAAUGAAGCAGACGUCUCCGGUGGCUGGAUAUUGGUAGCGUGAAUCCCUCAGUGUGAGAUCUGGAAAAGAUGUGCGAGGCUCUCGGUGUGGGCUGUGACCCUCUGAGGUUGGAUCCCGGGAUACCGCACUUGUUUUGACCCAGAUAAAUGCAUCAGGGAUUAAGUUGUCUGGGUUUAUGAGCUGUUGAGCGAGUAUUCCUGUUCUGUGCUCAGAUGUUUGGUUCUGAAUUUCCAUUUGAAGUAAAGCAGAGAAUGAGUCCUCAUUCUAUCCCUCACAGGGAGAGGCUGUGAUUAAAUACUCUGUUUUGUGUUUACACCAGUAGAAAUAGCCCAGGGUUUCAGAAUUCAAUUCACAUUUGGAAAUCCCCCCUCACUGCCACCUGUCUAUCUGCCAGUGAGAAUCAAACAGAAACUCGAGAUGCUGAAGAUGGAACAGAACAUGGAACAGUACAUCACAGGAACAGGCCCUUCGGGCACAGUGGUGUGCCAAACCAGCUGAGAAGCAAAUCAACCCCCCCAUUCCCAAAACUAAUUCCUACCUACACAAUGUCCAUAUCCUCUCAAUGUUCCUCACACCCACGUGCCUGUCUAAACGACUCUCAAACGCCUCCAAUGUAUUUGCUUCCACCACCAUAACAGACAGAGCAUUCCGGGCAUCCACACCCCUCUGAGUAAAACAAAUUACCCUCACAUUUCCUUUGCAUCUACUCUUUCACACGUUCAUUGCAUGUCUUCUGGUAUUGGACAUUUCAAAACAGCGAAAUCAUACUCCCUGUCUACUCCCAUACUCCCAUACUAUCUAUGUCUUUCAUACUCUUAUAAACCUCUAUCAGAUUUUCUCUCAGUCCCCACCGCUCUAUGGAGAAGAAUCCAAGAUUUUCCGCUAAAAACUGGAUGAUGUUUGAAUUCAUUCUGACGAAAGGUCAGGAAACCGAAUUGUUAACUUUUUUCCUCUCCCCACGGCUGUUCCUUACCUGCUAAGCGUUUCUAGUAAUUCCAGUUUCUCUUUACUACAUUCACCCUGGAACACUUUAAAUCUCCUGCGAAUGGAUCAGUGCCCCUGCGCUCGUUUAGUAAGAAUUGAUGGAAGAGUAAAGAAACCACAGUUUUUCCCAUUAUCCUGAUACCAAAUGUCCUGUUUUUUCUUUCCCCGCAAAUGUAUUCAGUACAGUUUUUGCUAACAAGGUUCAAAGAAUAAUUCGAGGAAUGAUAAGCAUUUUGCAUGUGGAGCAUUUGAUGGCCCUGGGCCUGUGUUCAGUGGAGUUCAGGGGGUUGGUUGGAGGAGUAGGAGAAGAUAGGGCGGGCUUGAUGAUUUACACCGACUGAAUGACAAGAAGUCUGGAUGCAGUGGGAAUAGAGAAGGUGUCUUGAUUAGACGGUCUAGCAUCUGAGUGUAUUGCCUCAGAAUAAAGAAGCUUCACUUUGAAACUGAGAUGAGAGCCAAAGAUUGGUUAAUCAGUGGAAUUUGUUACUACAAAGCGUGGUGGAGUCUAUCGUUGGGUAUAUAUCAUCUUCUGGAUUGCUAAAUAGAUUGAGUAUUAUAGCAGGGAAGCAGGAAUACAGUGCUGGAAAAAAAAACAUGCUCCAUGAUUGACUAUGGAUCACCUAUUUCUACUCCUAUAUAUUAUGACUUGUAUCUGAUACCAUGACUGAACAAUGACUUUUUUUUAUCCCAUCUCAAUCAAGUGAAAAUCUCCAGAUGCAGUGUUGAGGGCAAUCAUUGGAUAUAUUCAUGUUCUGGAUUGCUAAAUAGGUUGCGUAUUAUAUCAGGAAAGCAAGAAUACGGUGGUGAGAGAAAAUCCUCCAAUAUUGAUUAUGGAAUAGACUAGAAUGACCGAAUCACCCAAUUCUACUCCUAUAUAUUAUGACAGACUUUAUACCGUGACUGAACAAUGACUUCUUUGUAGCCCAUAACAAACAAGAGAAAACAUUUAGAUGCUGGAAUUCCAAGCAACACACACAAAAAGCUGGAGGAACUCAGCAGGCCAUAAAACAUCAAUAGCAGAGAGUAGAGUUGACGUACAGAUGCUGCCUGGCCUGAUGAGUUCCUCCAAUUCCAGAUUUCUUCACUCGGAUCCUGAUAUAUGCGUUCAAGAUUUAAAUUUCAGGUUAAUGCUUUGAUCUCGUUUGUAAUAGUUACAUACAUCAUUAUCUGUCUGGUUAAAGUUGGACCUGCGGUGAGAGGUUUAUUGGAAGAAAAGCCCGUGACCGAAAGCAAACCACAACUGAAGACGAGGGAACAGUAACAAGGAACCAACCGGAGGACUGAAAGCACCAACUCGAGGGAACCCUUCUGACUCGGAGUUAACACUGGCUCAGUCAGGAGAAAGUUUGGUCAUUGCCAGCAGGUGGGGCUUUCUUCCACUCGGACGGAAGACAAGAAGAAGACAAUCAACCAACGUCAGUCAGAGUCAGAAUGGACACAGAUCUGAACUCCGCAAUCUCCGCCUUCCUGUCAAAUUGUGAGGAUCACCACCUGCUACGGUUGACGCGAUUCUACAUGGAGCGAUUGGAGCAGGCGAUUGAGGAGGGUGUGGAGGGAGUCAGCUUCAUGUUAAUGGGCGAGGAUCACCUCACCGGGCUAGAGUAUCAUAGCGUGACUGAGCUCGCGGAGAAGGGACAUCGAGCAGACGCUUCCAAACUCCUCCUGGAUCUGGUGAUGGAGAAGGGCUCCGGGGCCCGGAAGGUGAUGUGGGAAUCCUUUGUGAAAUUACAUCAUCAUUUACCGAAGCUGAGCAGAAUAUUGAAUGAAAUACGGGAACGUGGUGACGGCCAGGUCGCCUACAUGGACACUGAGCGGGGUUUAUCUGAAGUGCCCAAGCAUCUGAAAGAUGUUCGAAGGAAACACAAGGAGACUCUGCGGGCACAAACUGAAACACUGAGAGUGAACACGAUCCUGAUGAGGGAGAAGGUGAAGGUUUUCCAGCUGGUUGAUCGAUACGUUGAGCUCACGGUCAUUUCUACUGUUCGAGAUCGGAGACUGGUGGAACAUGAGCUGUUAGCAAGAGGCAGAGCCCACGAAGAAUUGAGAGAGAAACAUCUCCACAGAGAGCUGGAAAAAAUCCGGAUACAUCAGUUAUUCAAGAGGAGUUUUCUUAAACAAUUUAAAAGACAUAACAUGGAAAAAAAAUCUGGGAUGUCCACAGCGGUGGCCGGCGUUCCAGGGAUCGGAAAAACAACAAUGGUACAAAAGAUUGUUUAUGACUGGGCCACAGGGAAAAUAUAUCAACAAUUCCAGUUUGUCUUCAGUUUCAAAUUCCGCGAUUUAAACACCAUUAACUGCAGAAUAAACAUGAAGGAACUGAUUCUGGAUCAGUAUCCUUACUUUGGGAAUAUUCUGAGAGAGGUCUGGAAGAACCCAGAGGGAUUGCUGUUUAUAUUUGAUGGUUUGGAUGAAUUCAAUGACAGAAUUGAUUUUGCUGACAGCCGGAGAAACACAGAACCUCAGCCCACAUGCACAGAUCCUGAAUUCAAGUGCAAGGUGUCUGACAUUGUGUACAGUUUAAUCCAGGGCAAGCUGCUCCCAGGGUGUUCAGUGCUGGUGACCACCCGCCCCACUGCGUUACAUUUAUUGGAAAAGGCUGAGAUCAGUGUCUGGGCUGAAAUCCUGGGAUUUUCUGGUGAGGAACGGAAAAAAUAUUUCAUCAGGCAUUUUGAAGAUAAAAUGGUGGCGGCAGCUGUUGUCAAACAUGUGAAGGAGAACGAGAUCCUGUACACCAUGAGCUACAACCCCUCCUACUGCUGGAUCCUCGCUCUGGCACUGGGCCCCUUCUUCACACAAAGAGUCAGGGACCCCCAGCAAGUUCCCAAGACUAUCACCCAACUGUACUCCUACUAUAUUUACAACAUCCUGAAAAACCACGGCCGUGAGAUGGAGAACCCCCGUGAUGUGUUACUUAGGGUUGGUCAGUUGGCCUUCAGAGGAGUGUCCGAGAAGAAGAUUGUAUUUACAGAUGUAGAUUUGAUCAAGUACAAUCUGCAGCCUUCCCAGUUCCUGUCCGGGUUCCUGAUGGAGCUUUUGGAGAGACAGGAUUCUGCCCGGAGCGUGGUGUACACAUUCCCACACCUCACCAUCCAAGAGUUUGUAGCUUCAGUCGCACAAUUCCUGAAUCCACAUCCCGGGGAUAUCCUGAAAUUCCUCACUGAAGCCCACAACACAACAGAUGGGCGAUUUGAGGUAUUUCUCCGUUUUCUUGCUGGUCUCACCUCCCCAAUGACAGCUCGGGGCCUGGAGGAGUUUCUGGGUCCAUUUCCCAAUGAAACAACCUGCCGGGUGAUUGACUGGGUGAAGGAGGAGGUUAAACGUCAGAUUGGAAACACAUGGAGUGAUGCUGGUAAAAGGAGCUUUCUGAACACAUUGCACUACCUGUUUGAGUCUCAGAAUAGUGGACUGGCUCAGGCCGCACUGGGAUCUGUGGAAACACUUUCAUUCAGUGGAAUGACACUGACCCCGAUUGACUGUGCAGUCCUGUCUCAUGUCAUCAGACUCUGUGAUACAAUAAAACACCUCGACCUUGAGAACUGCCUCAUUCAUUGCGAAGGAAUCCACCGGCUGGGACCCGGGCUGCACAAGUGCCAGGAGUUGAGCCUUGGUUGGAAUAAACUGGGAGAUUCAGAAGUGAAACUGGUGUCUGCAGCUCUGAGGAACACAGAGUGUAAAAUACAGAAACUGAGGUUGGGGGGAGUCAGUCUCACAGAUUCUGGAGCCGAGGAUCUCGCCUCCGCUCUCAGUACAAACCCAUCACUGACGGAGCUGAACCUGAGUGAUAAUAAACUCGGAGAUUCAGGAGUGAAACUGGUGUCUGCGGCUCUGAGGAACCCGGAGUGUAAAAUACAGAAACUGAGGCUGAGUCGUGUCGGUCUCACAGAUUCUGGUGCCGAGGAUCUCAUCUCUGCUCUCAGUACAAAACCAUCACUGAGGGAGUUGAGCCUGGGAUGGAACUCGCUCACAGACCGAUGGGUCCCUGCCCUCCGCCGCUUCAUACUUACCCUCCCGAGUCUGCAGCGGAUAGAGUUGCUGGGGAAUCAGUUUGGAGAGAAAGGGAGGAACGAACUGAGAGCUCUGCAGGAACCCAGACCUGGAUUGACCGUGCAUCUGUGAACAUCAGAAUGUGUUAACAUCACAGGGUCAGACACAGGGUGAAGCUCCUUCCACACCGUCCCAUCACACAUUCCCGGGGUCAAGCACAGUGUGAAGCAACCUCACACCAUCCUGUCACAUACUCCCGGGGACAGACUCAGAGUGAAACUCCCUCCACACCGUCCCAUCACAUACUCCUGGGGAUAGACACGGAAGAGGAUGGGAGUGGGCAAAAACGGGCAGGGGGAUACAAAUGGGAAUCACAACCAUAGCAGUUAACAAUCAAAUUUGAGUUCUAGGCUCGAGAAGUAGCCCAGGAUGAAAUCAAAGUUGAGGAUAAUUUUGGAGAACGGGACUCCACCCCUUUCCGUCAUCUCCCACGGUCCGCAGUCCUCACAGGACGCCGUCCGUUCCCGUCCACUCACACGGACCGUGAUCCCAAAUAAAUUUCACUCUUUCUCAUUCAUUGUCACUAUCGACACUCCCAAUGAGACCACCCCUUCCCAUUCACUCCACUCAUCCGCAUUCCUAAUGGGACGCAUCCCUACUCAUUCGCUUUCAUCGUCCAUACUUCCAAUGGGCCCCGUCCCUUCUCAUUCAGUCCCACUGUUUGCCUGCCUGUGGGCUUCGCCCCUUCCAAUUUACUCCCACUGUCUGAUCACUCCCAUUCAGUCCUGUCAUCCGAUCUCCCAGUGGGAUCUGGCCCUUCCCAUUCACCUCCACUAUCUGCCUCCCAGUGGGACUCCAUUCAGAUUAUUUCCAACGGGAAUGGGAUUAUGGAAAUUGGCGAGAACGCCAGAAUUCAGUAUUUGACCGAACUGGGUGCGGAGUUUACAAAAUUUGACAUUUAUUAGUUACACGGAACGUCGAGGGUGCUGUGGAUGUUGACGGCUUUGUUACAUUGACAAUGCUCAUCUCCUGGCGGAGACGGCGGAUAGGAUCGGAUCGGACUGAAGGACUGAAGAUGGCCGGGGUUGGUGGAGCAUGUGAGAGAGGUUUAUGGUUUCCGUGUCCCAAGGCCGGGUGAUUCAUCGCGCCCGGUUCCCGGUGUCCACAUAGCACACAGGAAGUUAUACUUGGCACGGUCCCCGCUCUUCAUAACGUGGCUGGGAAUUUUGCCAGGCACAGUUCCCGAUCUCUGUCUCCACACUGAGAGUUUUACCGCACACGGUGUCGUGUCUCUGUAUCGACACCGGGAAUAUUAUCGCACACGUUUCCUGGUGUCUGUAUCCUCCUCUCUCCACGACACUCGAAGUGAUGACGCACAGGAUCCGGAGAUGAGGAAGUCGGAUCGGUCUCUAUUGUUUGCGAUAUAUUUAUUAUUUGUGAUAAACAGUCUGCGCAAUCGAGUGGAGGGUGGUCGAGAGUGUUUGUCUUGCGAGGGGCUCCUGAUUGAAAAUGGUGAAUAGGGAGGGAACGACAGAAGGAUUUAGAAUGUUCACUAGACAGGGAGUGAAAGGUUGACUGAAAAUGGUCUCCGGGGAGAAAAUGAUGGGCUGAGUGACAAUGGGCGCCAGGGAGGGGGCGAUGGGCGGAAUUAAGAUUGCCGUGGUCACCACGUUUCUCAGGGCUGACAGGGAGGGAGUUAUACACUGACAAGAGAAUGGGAGUGACAGGCAGAGUUCAAAUGACCGACAGGGUGGGGACUGAAAAUUAUCACCGGGGUGAUACCGGGAGGAGACAUCGGGAGUUAUGUGCUGAUUAAAAAUAGGUUUCUGGAUUAAAGCCAGAAUAUAAAACUAUCACCCGGGGAGAUUGACGCGCACGUUGAAAAUCGUCACCAGGGAGGAAGGGAGGGCUGCACUGUGAGAAAAUGGACGCCAGAAGGUGACAGGUCAGAGAGCGUGGCGGCCCGACCUGAAAUAGUCCUAGAUUCCUUUGCUAUAAUGGCCUGCAGGGAGAGAGUGAUGGACAGAAUUCAAAUGGCCAACAUUGCUUAAUUUACAUUUGUCAUGAUGAAAUCAAUAAACCGCUGUAACUUCC